Limanda limanda (common dab) is the source of this 1682-nucleotide messenger RNA. RefSeq lists its product as uncharacterized. The record is from RefSeq and is a predicted model, not a curated record. The transcript has 2 exons. Lineage: Eukaryota; Metazoa; Chordata; Actinopteri; Pleuronectiformes; Pleuronectidae. The coding region runs from base 217 to 885 and encodes 222 amino acids.
AAUGGCUGCCUCUCUCAUCUAAACCUCUGCUCAAAGGAUUAAAUGAGCGCAGAAUAGGACGCGGCAGCGGCGCCUCCGACCCGACGCGAUGCUGCUGGACACCGGGCUGUAGUCUGUGCUGCGGCCUCUCGAACAUGUUGUGGUUGUCAGAGACGGAAAAUGUAUACGAGUCGAAAUUAACCCUUCGCUGCCCAACAUCCACCAACAAAUGAGAAAAUGAUGCAUCAAGUGACCAGCAGCAACAGUGACUAUUGCAUGAGUGGCCUGGCUGAGGACUGUCACCCAGCCAGCCACUUUGACUUAUGUAGCACGCAGUCCAACAAAUUCUACCCCUCUCCCACAAACCCAAGCUUGCAGCUGUCUCUCGCCGGCCUCGCCCCCUUGCCACAGGGCAUGCACAAAGCCAUGGCGUGCCAAAUGCAAGACGCCCAGAACGACUUCCAGGCUCAGGCGGCGAGAAUCCGUGGCGCUGAGGCUGCAGGGCCCGAUGGCUCCAAAAAGAAGAAAGGCGUAGUGAAGUCAGGACGGAGAGGGAGACCAUCGGGCACCACAAAGUCUGCCGGUUACCGUACGAGCACUGGACGGCCGCUCGGAACAACUAGGGCAGCUGGGUUCAAAACCAGCCCGGGGCGGCCCCUUGGUACCACCAAAGCAGCCGGAUACAAGGUCAGCCCCGGUAGGCCCCCCGGCAGCAUCAAGAGUCUCGCCCGGCUCAAGAAGCUGGAGUUCGAUUGCGACAGCGGCAAGAAACUUGACUUUAGCAACUGCAGUGUUCCCAAGAAACUGGACUUCACUGGCUGUGAUGUCCCACCUUUUCCAUACGCCAUGAUGGAGAAAAGAGACCUCUGUGAGCCCAGUAGCAAAGUGGACGAGUCCAGAGAAUAGUUCUGUGGGUGCAUCCGGCCAGAGGACGCUGAGGAAACAUUUCUCUCAAAUGUUCUAGGAAGUAACUUUGUCGUUAAGAAAUGGCUCUGACUGAGUUUUCACUGUACAGUGUUUGGCAUUGUAUUCAUCUUCUCAUAUUAAACGACUGAAACCGAAGUAUGCUGUUGCAAUUGGGCAGAGAUGCAUGCAUCACACCAAUAAGUAUAGUCAAAAAUUCUAUUUAUCAGUUUGUGGUUCAAACCUCACUGUAGAGUGGAUCUUUUUUCACCCUCUAGUAUUUUGUUCCUCUAAAUAGUGACAUGUUCUUAUUCUGCUUUGACAUUUCUAUGGCCGAGUUCUUGUGGAAUUUUAUACAUUUAUAAAAAUGAAAUUGCAAUAUUGUUCAAACAGCCGAUGAAAUCGUUUCCUGAGCAUUAACAUGUGGAUGUGUAAUUGUCGUCUCUGUGUUGUCAAAUAUGGAUUUUUAUUUUAUGAUAUUAUCCUCUAUCAUACCUUAAAAUGGGAACAUUUUUUUUAAAUGAGCUCGAACUGCAAAAACUCGAUGCAUUAUAUCACUUCGAACGCAGUAUUUGUUAUUUCUGCACUUUGUGAAUAUAGUUUUUAUCAUGUAUUAUAUUGCCUGUGUUCAUCCUCAAACUCACUCGAUAAGCACUUCCAGAUUUACAUGUAUGUUGUUUAUGCUUGUUCUUUAGGGGGAGAAAAAUUACUGUGUGUAAAAGAAAAAAAAAUGCUUUGUGGAUCAUGUAAUAAAUGAUAGUGAGCUGUGUGUGCAACCAAAAUAAAAAAAAAAUUGUCUU